UGGUCGGCAACUGCAGGGCUGGCCGACGGCACGUCCGUUCUUUGCAAGGAAUCAAAGACUGACAGCGCGCUCGGAAAUGAUCUUGUCACUGACGGGCAGGCGUUUGUACAUCGUCUGGAGUUGUUCGAGAGCCGUGCGCUACUCCGUUGAAGAUGGAGGUUAUGUGAUCGAGUAAUGAUGGUUCCCAGCACUGCACGAGUUUGGGCGAUAGGUGGUAGGAUUGGCGAACGGGUGCAACACGAGAUGAAGCUCUCCUCGAUGGUAAGAAAGCCAUUGCUGGGAUGCAGUCGAGUUUUUGAUACAAGAUGUUGGGUUGAUGGCGGUAAUGCACUUGGAACCUUGUUUUGUUCGAGACGGCAUCGCAUCUCGGCCGGAAGACGAGACCGAAUGGCAGACUGCCGCCGCAGUGAGGAAAGGAAAGGAAAGGAAAGGAACUGUCCAGUGUGUCUCCCAGAUUGUGUGGCAGAUGGUGGUGAUGUGGCUUCCAGUGCAAAUGGAAGGGAGGCACCCGGGCAAUGUGGGGCUAGCGGGAGGAACCCUUCCCUGCGGGCUGCAUGCCACCACGUCCCCGACGGCACCAAAAGAAGAAGGGAAGGAAAUGGGAAAGUGGACACCUCUUGCUGUGUGCUGCGUACGGAGUAGGUACGAAGUACGGAUAGAGAAAGGUACAUCCGAGUACCUGCCCGUCACUCGCACCUUCCAUCGUCUCCCUGCGCCCAUGUGCUGGGCGUUACAGGGUGGGACCUCCACACUACAGAGUACUUGGGAGUGCCGUUCCAGCUCUACGAUGGGGCUACAUACUCCGUACAGACUGCAGGGCGGCAAGGUAACUUCGACCUCGACUUCCAAUUCCAUACGCAGCAGUAGUCAGGCCCCACUUCCUCCCACAUCUUCCGCCAAGCGUCUCUCUCUCUUACACUGCUCUCACUUUUGCCUGCAAGCUUCCAGUCCAGCCUUCAAGCGGGCGGUUGACCGCCUAUCGAUAUUGGGAUCGGUUGAUCGAAGCCAGGUUUUCCCCCUCUUUCCCGGCUUCCAUUCCAGGACCCUGCACAUAGUAGAACGAGUGGGAUCUCGGUGACAUUCGACCCUACCGUGCAUACCUUUUCGUCCAGAACCAGCACUUACCCACUGCCACCAGUGAAGCGCCGUUCCGCAGCCUGCAGACGCGAUUCGUCAUCUAACAAACUUCGCCGUCCUCUCUAUCUCUGGACUAUUGAGCGGCCCGCGGAACCCCUUGUAUUUCGUUUUUCGUUUUUCUUCUUUCCCUCGGAGCAUCUCUCUCCCUUGGGACUACCGAAGACACUUGUCUCUUGCUGCUGCCGCUUCUUACUGCACUGCACCUCAACUCCAAGACCAAUCUGACCGCACCGGCCGAGUCUCGAGUCCCUGAGAAUUCCUUGCCAACGCCCUUGGAAAGCUGAAUCACUAC
Colletotrichum godetiae is the source of this 1429-nucleotide messenger RNA. RefSeq lists its product as uncharacterized. The transcript has a single exon. Bases 317 to 1078 code for a protein of 253 amino acids. NCBI's taxonomy places the organism in Eukaryota, Fungi, Ascomycota, Sordariomycetes, Glomerellales, Glomerellaceae. The record is from RefSeq and is a predicted model, not a curated record.